Molecule: messenger RNA, 1525 nt
Organism: Cololabis saira (Pacific saury)
Lineage: Eukaryota; Metazoa; Chordata; Actinopteri; Beloniformes; Belonidae
Gene: myg1
Product: myg1 exonuclease
Exons: 7
Coding region: 43-1242 (399 amino acids)
Cellular component (GO): nucleus; cytoplasm
Source: RefSeq, a predicted model, not a curated record
AUCCCCCCGCCGUUUCUGCGUGUCACGUGGUUUUCAGCGUGGAUGUAUCCUUUGCGAGUGGUUUCAUUCGUAUUAACAAAACUCUCUAUUCCGACACCACCGAGCGCGCUUGUGAGUACUUUAGGGCGGUUUCGGUCGCAGUCCGGCGGCUUUUGUUCCCCCCGGGUUGGCAUUAGUCGCUCAGCACGUGGAUACAUGUCCAGUAAAGCCAAGAGAGUCUGCAGUGAAAACAUGACGGUGAAGAAGAUCGGAACUCACAACGGAACCUUCCACUGCGACGAGGUGCUGGCCUGCUUCAUCCUGCGCCAGCUGCCCGAGUACACGAAUGCUGAGAUUGUUCGGACCAGGGACCCAGGACUUCUGUCAGACUGUGACAUUGUUGUAGACGUUGGAGGAGAAUUUGACCCAACGAGACACCGCUAUGAUCAUCAUCAGAGGAGUUUUGCAGAGACGUUCAACAGCAUCCGUCCGGAGAAGCCGUGGGUGACCAAGCUCAGCUCUGCCGGCCUGGUCUAUCUGCAUUUUGGUCGUCGACUGUUGGCUCAGCUGACAGAGCUGAAAGAGGACGACGGGCAGUUGGAGAUGUUGUAUGACAAGCUCUAUGAGAACUUCGUGGAGGAGGUGGAUGCGGUAGACAAUGGCAUCUCACAGCGUGAUGGAGAGGCUCGUUACGCCAUCUCCACCACACUGGGCGCACGUGUCGCACACCUGAAUCCUCGCUGGAACAGCAAGACUCAGGAUACUGAUGAGGGUUUCAGGAAGGCAAUGAAGAUGGUUGGGGAGGAGUUCCUGGACCGCCUGGAUUUCUACAAAUCCUCCUGGCUACCAGCUCGCACACUUGUGGAGGAAGCCAUUAAGGAGAGACAUCAGGUUGAUCCCAGUGGGGAGGUGGUGGUGUUCUCCCAGGGUGGCUGUCCCUGGAAGGAGCAUUUGUUUGCCCUGGAGAAGGCGCUCAAGAUAGAGACUCCUAUCAAGUUUGUACUUUAUGCAGACCAGAAUGGCCAGUGGCGGGUCCAGUGUGUUCCUGCUGGGCUUAACACCUUCCAGAAUAGGCUGUCUCUGCCGGAAGAGUGGCGUGGGGUACGAGAUGAGGCGCUGUCGGAGCUCAGUGGGAUUAAGGACUGCAUCUUCGUCCACGCCGGAGGCUUUAUUGGUGGGAACAAGACCCAGGACGGAGCCCUGGAGAUGGCCAGGAGGACCCUGCAGGCCGCGGCCAAGUCCCCGGCCAAUGGAAGCAGCUGAACGGUUACAGAGGACAGCAAAUACUUUCUUGUGUCAAUUAUUAGAGAGGAGAGCGAGGAGUAAUGUCUUGGUUUACUAUUGUUCAAGUUGUGUUUUUUUUUUACUGCCAUGACAGCUGGUUCGGUAUGGAAAAGUUGGCCAGAUAAACAUCCAAGUUCCAAGUUUUGUAAAGACUUGCAACCCAACCCUAAGUUACUGCCACAACGUUGACUCAUGUUCCUUUUCUACCCACAUGUUCUUGUAUUUGGUUCUGGUUUCAUUUGCAAUAAAAUUAUGGAUUGUG